AUGACGGUCGGCCAACGGCUAGACCAUUUCGCGAAGAGGAUAGUGAAGCACGGGAUGGAACGACCUUCGCUUGUAUAUAGGUUUCACAUCACAAUGCUCCUGGUGAACUACGGCGGAUAUUUCAUCUUGAUCGCAUUGAUGCCGAGGCCUUCCGACCUGCCUAGUUACGAGUAUUCUGUGCUCCUGUUCGCGAAGCUUCUUGCGCAGUCCUUGGAUUAUUUGGGACCACUGAAUGGCGUGGCGUUUCCAAACAACUGGUGGCAGCCGGGAUUGGACCAUUUUCGCAUUGCGUUGGGACUGAUCAUGCAAUGGUUCUUCUCAGGUAUUGGAAAAAUCGGGCCUUGGUUUCAGUAUGUUAAUGGACCCUUCAUGCUGCAGUCAAGAUGGCUGCGCGGAAGCAAAUGGCUCCAGAAAUUGCUGAUCGAGUCUGAGGAUAAGAUGACACCCACCUGGUUUGGUACAUGCCUUGCCCACUUUGCAGCCUUCGUUGAGUACGCCGCUCCAAUCGCCUUGAUGAUUCCUUCCACCACCGCAAUAUGGCUGGGCAUCAUUGGCUUGACAGCUAUGCACGUUUACAUACUACUUACUCCAGCACCAUUUGAUGUGUACUCGUGGAAUUUGUGCUUUUGCCUGAGUGGCAUCUACUUGUUUUACAUUGCGAGUUUUGGCUUCGACUGGACGAGUUGGACUGGCAUGAACACGUGGCUGCGGCUGUGGUUCUUGGCAGAGUUUUGUUUAUGCUGGUAUGGGCAGUUUUUUCCAGAUGACGUGGGGUACUACCUCAGCCACAGAUAUUGGGCUGGAAACUGGGUGCAAACACACUUCAUGGUCAAGAAGACUCAAGCGGUGAAGGAAAAGCUGGACAAAGUGGAUCCGCGACUGGGCAACCCGCUGAGCCUGCACCCAGCUCCGUACUAUCUGACCUGCCUGGGAUACAUGCCGUUUGCUUAUAUCUGGCUGGCAACGAUGAACAUGAAGUGCAUCGUCAGACUGGUGGAUGACAUCCUCAGCAUGGGCGGUCCCAAGAUGCACGUCGAUGAGUGGGCAUUCGUGGGACUUCAAGGCUGGCUUUGCGGCGAGUUCAGAGAUCAAAUCUACACUGAUGCAGUUAUGCCUCUCAUUCAGGAGGCAUGCAAUUUCGAUGAGGGCGAAUGCUACUUGAUCCGGCUUGGAGCUUUCCGGAUGUUCCAGCAUGAAGCAAGUUGGCAAAUUUACGACGCAAAGAAGGGUGUCAUCAGGGAAGGCAAGCUCUCGACAAGAAUGAUGUCAAGCAUUGAUAGUCAUCCGUCUGCUUCUUUGGAGCUGAUGAUGUCGUGA
Molecule: messenger RNA, 1317 nt
Organism: Symbiodinium natans
Lineage: Eukaryota; Dinophyceae; Suessiales; Symbiodiniaceae
Source: the annotation of a GenBank genome assembly